AGAAAGGGAACAGUAGAGGAGAAGAGGAAGUUACAUUUUCAUUCGUUCUCGCACUCCGCAGGGUGUGCACGUCAUUGUUGACAUUUACAUGCAGUUGUCAAACAGGCAUUUAGUGACAAAAAAUACCGUAUUAGAAAGAUAGAUUUGUAUCAUAGGUAUCUUCGAGUGCAAAAAGUUGCCGGGAAUUUGACUUUGGCCGCCAUGUUUAGUUGUGGUAGCAGUAGCGAAGCGUCCUCUGCCUAUGCCCUGUUCUUAUCGGGAUUUCUGGGGCAUUUCGCCCCUUCUGCACCACCUUUUCGAGGAACUAGAUGAGAAAAGGGACAAGAAGAACGGUGAAAAGUCGAAAGAGAGAGAGCUGAGUAGGAGGAAGAAUUAGGUUCACAACAAAAUCGCUGAAAGUGUUUAUUGUGGUGUCUGCUGUGAGAUUUUUAAGCCGCUGAAAUAUUACAAUUGUCCGACUUGAGAAAGUUUUCGCGGAUUACCCUCUCUAGACGUCUAUUAUAGACCGACAUGUGCGGACCAGCAGUAGACAUCACCUCAGCCAUGGCAGGGCAGCACUAUUGUUUAAGGUGGAACAACUAUCAGUCAAAUAUGACCUCAGUGUUUCACCAGUUACUGCAAACUGAAGCAUUUGUUGAUGUCACCCUCUCUUGUAAUGAAGCCUCUCUGAAAGCUCAUAAAGUUGUGCUGUCAGCAUGUUCCUCAUAUUUUCAAAAGCUACUUUUAGAGAAUCCAUGUAAACAUCCAACAAUCAUUAUGCCUCCAGAUGUGUGUUUUAAUGAUCUUAAGUUUAUAAUUGAAUUUGUGUACCGAGGGGAAAUAGAUGUGUCUCAGGCAGAGUUGCAGAGUCUUCUUAAGACAGCUGAUCAGUUGAAGAUAAAGGGCCUAUGUGAACUUCCAGAGGGAAGAGAAGGAGGUGUAGUUAUUCCCUCAGCCCAAGUAACACCACUACCACCCAAUGCUCGGAGACGUACAAUAACAAAAUUUCGACGCAUUGCUGGUCACAAAGGACGACGGUUUGAACCUAGAGGUCGACCACCUAUGUAUAGAGGAACUGCAACUGUGAAACAAGAACAACCCCAACCCUCCCCUCAGCACCAUCAGCAACACCAUCAACAACAACAGCAGCAACAACAGCAUCAACAGCAGCAGCAAGUUCUUCAGCAGCAACAACAAAUGCAACAUCAACAGCACCAGCAACAUCAAAUGCAUCCUCAAACUCACCUUCAACCAAAUGCUGGUCACAUACAGGUGGCUAAUGGGAUGACUGUCAAUGUUGGCAUGACAGUGGCUACAUCUACCGAUGAAGAGCGCAGUGGUGGAGGUCAUAUGGCCACAGGUGAUAUUCCUGUUGUUAUCCUUGAAAGCCGUCCCCACUCCCAUGGGCAUACUGGCCAGCCACAAAUGCAUCCACACCUUCAGCAUCAUCAGUUAACAACAGCAGUGAGUACAAUGCAGGUUUCCCCUGUCCUCCUUUCUCAUCAAGGUCACUUACAACAGCAUGGUCUUUCACUUCCACCACCUCAGCCUCAGCAAAUGGAACAGCAUAAUUCACAUUCAGUUCAUUCAGGUCACUCUGCUCAUUCAGCUCACAGCAAUAGUGCCAGUGAUGUUGAAAUGCCUCCAGAAGUCACUCCACCAGCCCCCUCUGCAACCCCUGUUCCUCUUAUGGCCAUCCAUGAAGAUUCCAUACCCAGAAGUAGAGAUAUGGCAGUGGAUACGUCAGGAAUAGCUCACAAUACUGAAGACGAAAAUGUUAAAGUUAAGUUUGAAACCCUUCGAGCCAUGGAGCAGGGAGAUACUAUAAAUAUGGAUAGUCAUAUGACUGAUCGACAACAGCAACAACAGAACAUGGGUGAGGAUGAUCAUACAAUGCACACUAUGAUGAUAACCCCAGAACUUCUUGGUCUGAUACCAUCUUCUUCUGGUCAUUCAACUGAUUCCACAGCUCCUUCGCCAGCUGAUGGUCAACCCGAGCAACCAAAAGGCCCAGGGGGACCAAAGACAUGGACACAAGAAGAUAUGGAUGCAGCACUGGAUGCUUUGCGCACGCAAAAUAUUUCACUAACCAAAGCAGCUACCAUGUUUGGCAUUCCCUCGACUACAUUGUGGCAAAGGGCACAUCGUCUUGGUAUCGACACACCGAAGAAAGAAGGUCCCAACAAGUCUUGGUCUGAAGAUAACUUGAAUAAUGCCCUUGAGGCGCUCAGAAGUGGAUCUAUAUCUGCCAAUAAAGCCAGUAAAGCUUAUGGUAUUCCUAGCAGUACUUUGUAUAAAAUUGCUCGGAGAGAAGGCAUCAGAUUAGCAGCACCUUUUAAUGCCGCCCCAACAACUUGGAACCCUGACGAUUUGGAAAGAGCUCUGGAAUCUAUCAGAUCAGGUCAAACUUCUGUUCAAAGGGCAGCUGCUGAAUUUGGAAUUCCCACUGGUACAUUGUAUGGACGAUGCAAGCGUGAGGGUAUAGAACUCUCUAGAAGUACUCCCACUCCCUGGUCAGAAGAUGCAAUGCUGGAAGCUCUGGAGUCAGUGAGAGUAGGUCAAAUGAGCAUCAAUCAAGCAGCCAUCCAUUACAAUCUACCUUACUCUUCACUUUAUGGUCGUUUUAAACGUGGAAAGUAUGAAGCAGACCAUCCAAGCGGAGAUGAAUCCAUGGACGCCCCAGUUUCUCCCAACAUUCAGCCUCAAAUCAUGGUUCUACCUUACUCUGUCAGUGUCUCUCAACAUGCACAACAGCAGCAUCAGCAAACAGCCCAACAACAAGCACAGGCUGCAGCAGCCCAGCAACAAGCUCAACAGCAGGCAGCCCAAGCCCAGCAGGCGCAGCAGCAGGCCCAGCAAGCUGCUGCAGCUCAGCAAGCUGCUCAGCAGGCUGCACAACAACAAGCUCAGCAGGCAGCGCAGCAGGCAGCUCAGCAACAAGCUGCUCAAGCUGCUGCGCAGGCUCAGCAACAGCAGCAACAAGCAGCUGCUCAACAGGCGCAAGCGGCUGCUCACCAGAUACACCAGCAGCAGCAGCAACAACAGCAGCAGCAGCAGCAGCAGCAGCAGCAGCAGCAAGCGGCCGCCCAGGCCGCUCAGGCUGCUCAGGCCCAGCAUUCCAUGGGACAAUAUCAGCCUCAUAGUACUAGUUGAGUAAGCAAUUGGCUUACGGAGCAUUUAUGAUUUUGCCAAUCGAGAUGGCCACACAUGUGAUGUCUGAUGUCAUGUGAUUCUUGCUCUGGAGCCAAUCAAUUAUAGUGUAUUCUUAGUUGAGACACUUCUUAAAAAGAUCAACUGUCUUUCAGAAAAGCAGUUUCCUUAUGAAUGGUGCUCUCCCUUUUAAAGCGCAACUGGAUUCAAAUAAUCCAUGUGGUCCUAAAGUUUUAAAUAAGGCCACACUGCAGUCUUCUUUUGGAAAGAAAAUCUCCUGCCGUAUCUUCUGUAUGAAUGUUGAUUGAUUUGUACCAUGGUUAGCUGUGUAUUCUAGAUCUUAUCAAUUUUGAAAAGUGCUGUGUUUACAAAACAUGCAUACCUAUUUACUUAUGAUAUAAGAGUUUUUGAGAGCUUGGCUUAAUUUUACUCCCUUACUUUAAAUAUGUUAGGAAAGUGUGUUUCCUAUUCUUUGUAUCUGUUGGUAUAUUGUACAUCACAAGUAUUAAUCGUUGCAUUGUAUGUAUUAUAUUAAAGAAAAAAGUAUAUGCGGCCAUGCAGCCAAGGCAGCUACUCUCCUUUGUUUCAGGAGGCCAAUGUACUCUAAUAAGAUGCUAUUUAAGACUGAAGUCACUUAUAUUACGAUAAAAUAUCUCUAAUUAAAAUCUAUUGCUGAAUGCUUUAUUAUUAAGCAUGAGACAGCCUACGUUUUAGUUGUUUUAGUUUUCUUACAUUGUUGGCACUUGUUAAACUUUUCAAUUAAUUUUCUUUUUUUUUCCUUUUAAAAUUUUAACUGUUGCCGUCAAGGCAUGUUGUAAUUUGUUACAAAUGUUGCAUUAUAAGAGGACAGUGCUUAUAUUCUGUGCUUUCCUUAAAGAUUUCUACUUUUUUUUUCUUUUUUUACUAUGGGCGGUUUGUUUCUGGCAUUUUUUCAUCUCAUCUAGUCUGCAAAAGUGAUUUAUAAAUAACAAAAAAAGAUUUUUAAGUUUAGUUCAAGCUCUGAAGUAUUUUGGGGCAAUAUUCGCAGCAAUAAUUCUCAGUACUGAUUUGUCAUAUUUUUGCUACCUAUUUUCAAAUUGACAGUUUCAUUUUCUUUCUGAUGAGAAGACUGGUAAUAAAUAUGUGAGAUUAAAUGCCUUCCCGGGAGAGGAGUCUGUACUGCUAGGCUCUAACUAAUUCUGACACUUAAUGACAGAUUCAUUACUGCUUGCCUGAUUUUUCUCUUUUUCUAAAAAGUCUGUUUGCAAACAGAAGAUCAAUCUGUUCUGUUUUGUCUUGUUUCCUAGUGCGUCUCUUCAAAACGUGAAAAAUUUAUGAAUAAAUUACUGUGAAUGGUAACAACUUCAUGCAAUUGGUUGUCCAAUGACCUUGCACGAUGAUAGUAAAGCGUAAGUUCUUUGAGAAAUUGUUACCAUUUCGCCUGAACUGAUGCAGUCUCCUGCCACUCUCCUCUCCUGUCUUUUUUUGUAAAUUCCCUUGCUGGCCAAUUUUUGUUUCCUUACUAUAACAUUGAGUCAGUUCUUGAUUCUCCUAACAGCUUGCUUUCUGCUCAGAGCGUAUUCACCCUUUUUUUGUGUGUGUGUAUGUAUCUGAAUGUUUUGAAUUCAAGCUAAUUUUAAAGUUUAUCCUGUAUGUUGAGAAUUGAUAAUGUACAUGUUACGUAUGUUUUAUUUUUAUUUUAUUUUAAAUUAAUAUUUUAUGUUCAAGGGUAAUAUAAAAUUUCCAUAAGAGUUUUAGCACACAGCUCCCGCUGAACAAAACACCCAUGUUUCAUAGUCUUUUGUUGAGUUACUUUACUCUCUUACCAUUGAUCAUUUUAUUUUGUCUUUUCAUCUCUUCUUGCUUGUUAAAGAAUGCGUCAUGCAUCCUCGAUUUAUCUGUCUAUGAAAUUGUUUGGAUCCAUUCCUCUAAUUUGCUUGAAAAAAGAAAGUAUUUUGGAAGUCUUUUAUUUCUUAACUAGGUUACUAGCUGCAGAUUUAUUGUUUUUGUUCUGUUUUUCUUUUCCUUUUCAGUUUUGCCCUACAAUAUGUUUACCAUUGAUGAAGAUCUGGAUUUUGUUGCAUAGAUACAAUAUGCAUUGUGAUAGGAGAAUCCUCCAUUUAGUGCUUAUAGGCUAGUAUUUGCAGUGUAUCUGCUCCUAUACCCCUGUUAUGAUCAGAGGUUAAGGAGUGGGCUUUAAUUUACUUUUCUUUUCCUUAAAUGAUUCUGUUUGUUUCUUUGAAUGUUGAGUGCUUUGAGCUUAGAUAAAAUGAAUCUUCCUUAGGUCUUGUACAUAACUCGUUUAUUUAUCUUUUGGAACUUUAUGGAAAUUCUAAAUCUUAUUUUGUGUGGAUCCACAAGUGUCCUCGCAAUAAUCAACUAAGGCCUCUGUAUUUGUACUUACUUAAAUUACUGAUCUGAUCUGUAUUGUAAGGACAUAUUUCAUAUUUCUGAAUCUGAAGUUUCUCAUCAUGUGACUCUCAUGCCAGUCUGGUCAAAUGUGUGGGCUGGCAAAUUUUGAACAGAAAUGUUAGUAUCUGUAAAUAUUGUAAGUAGCCUUAAUUUAAAGCUAUUGGUAGAGCCUAACUGCCUGUAUCCUACAUUCUUAGACUGAUGGAGACAUAUUUAUGAGAGUACUGUCAUAAAUUAUUUCAUGUUAAGUCUGACUACAAUUUAAUCUUUAGAGUAUUACAGUUACCCUAAUUUGUAGGAUUCAUAAUUGGUUUCAUGGAAAAUUGAAAGGCAUAGUACAAAGAAUGUGGGUCAGAAUCACAGUGCCUUCCAUUGUGACUUGAUUAGCCUCAGAGACCAAUAGGUGUAAGGAUCAGAGUGAAAAUGUGCAUACCUCCAAACCCCUCAACUACCUAUUGUGCAUUAAAAUCAUGAUUUACCCCCACUUUUCACAUAUUUUUUAGUAAUUUAAUUUAAACUCCCGGUCGCAUUUUGUAAUAGGACUUUCAUCUGUUUUAUUUCCUCAGUAUUUUUUCAAUACAUCUGAAAAACAAAGUUGGUUGGUGAUCAUGAGACAAACAUGCAUAUCUUUUUAUCUGAACUUAUUGCAGUUAAUUAUAAGAACCUUGAUGUAUUGUGUGUGUGUGUGUGUUUGUGUGUAUGUGUGUGAGAGAGAGAGAAAGAAAAAAAAUCAAUUUAAAAUAAGGGGAGAAGGGGCAGGGGAGGGGCGGGAAGCAGGCUUAGCUGUGCAAGAGGCUUGCAUUUAUGUUUCUUAAGAAAGUUAAGAUUCUGUUUAGAAAAUGUGAUACAAAAUGUUGUGUCUACUUUAUUGAUUAUUAUCAAUACUGUUCACGCAAUGUAUAAUUAUGCCAUUUGUUUCAACAAGAGACUUAUUUCCAUAACUGUUUUGUCCUGCAAUGUUGCUAUCAAGAUGAGUGAUCAAAUAAAUUUGUAGUUCUAAAGGUAACUUUGACAGUCUUCCUUGUAUCCUUUUCUUGUUUUCAAACUCUAAAUUUGCGUCUCUCAUUUCUUUACUGGCUUGUGCUCAUAAGAUACUGGUGUGAUUGAUUAUUUGCUACCCUCUGGUAAUUAUUUCAAAAAUUUGAUGUAUGAAAUUAUAAAGCUUUGAGGGAAGGUAGUUUCUGCUCACUGGUGAGAUGCCUGCUGUUGAAACAAUAUUUUGGCUGUAAAAAGACCUGUGAUGAAUAUCAACAUGUAGUAAUAGAUGCCAUUGCAAUGUUAUUGUAAAUACAGUACAAAAUUGCUAUUAUCCACUCAUAACCCAGUAGUUUUGCUGUAAUGUAUACCAUUAUUGUAUCAUGUCAGUAAGGACAAUUAUGAUGUGGACUCAUAAUUGUUGUGUAAAUAAUGAAAUAAUGCAUCACAUCUGCUUACUUUUCAAAGAAUUGUUGUAGUAUCUGAAUCCCAGAAGUUGUAGAAAAGUUGUAUAAAACUCUAUUGAAAUUGUAAUCAAUGUACAUUGAAGGAAGGUAGUCAGUCUAAGUCAGGCCAGUGAAUUUGUAUAAAUCAAUUAGUUGUGUAUGAUACGUGAAUGUAGGAGAAAUUGUGCAAUGGAAAGUUAUCUCAUUCCAAUAAAUUAAUUUGUUUUGCCAUCGCCAA
Molecule: messenger RNA, 7179 nt
Organism: Frankliniella occidentalis (western flower thrips)
Lineage: Eukaryota; Metazoa; Arthropoda; Insecta; Thysanoptera; Thripidae
Product: protein bric-a-brac 1
Exons: 13
Coding region: 511-3132 (873 amino acids)
Biological process (GO): regulation of transcription by RNA polymerase II
Cellular component (GO): nucleus
Molecular function (GO): protein binding; DNA binding
Source: RefSeq, a predicted model, not a curated record